AUGAAUGAUUUCAACCUCUCUUUCAAUCAGUUACAAGGUCAACUACCAAAUCCGCUAAAUGUAAGGCAUAAUGCUGUGAUUGAUUUGAGCUCUAACAUCUUCAAAGGAUCUAUUCCUCUGCCGAGUUUCCCUCUUUUUCAACUAGCUCUUUCAAACAAUGAAUUUUCUGGCAACCAACUAUCUGGUUCAAUUCCUGAGUCUGUUGGACGGCUGUCAUUAGUUGCUGUGAUUGAUCUUUCAAGGAACAAUUUAACUGGGAGAAUUCCUUCAAGCAUAGGGAACGGUUUUUUUCUACAGGUUUUAGACUUACAAAACAAUAAUCUGUCAGGGGAAAUUCCAAGUUCUUUGGGCGACUUGUAUAAUCUUCAGUCACUUCACCUAAGCAACAACAAGAUCUCAGGAGAAAUUCCAUUAUCUUUCAUGAGUUUGCUGUCUUUGGAAACUUUGGAUCUUGGAAACAACUGUUUGACGGGUAAACUUCCUCCAUGGCUUGGAGAUGGGUUUCCAUAUCUUAGGAUACUAAGCUUGAGGUCAAACAGAUUUUCCGGAGAACUUCCCUCCUCUCUUUCAAAAUUGAGUUCACUUCAGGUCUUGGACCUGGCGGAAAAUGACUUUAAUGGUAGUAUUCCUACUACAUUUGGGGAACUUCAAUCUAUGACUCAAGUGCAAAAGAGAAACAUUCAUCUGUUUUAUGGGUCUUUGUACUACUAUGAAGAAAGCUAUGUUGUAAAUUUAAAAAACCAGUCUCAAAAGUACACAAGGACUCUCUCUCUUAUGACAAGUAUAGACCUUUCCGGGAACAACUUCUCUGGAGAACUUCCUGAAGAAAUUUCAAAGUUGGUGGGUUUGAUAGUUUUAAACCUCUCAAGAAACCAUUUCAGUGGCCCAAUUCCUCCUAGCGUGUCGCAAUUGUCAUCCCUUGAUCUUUCUGAUACUGGUUUUUCAGGUCCAAUUCCUCCAGGCAUGUCUUCUUUAGAUUUCUUGGGUUAUUUGAACUUAUCAAAUAAUAAAUUAUCUGGCAGGAUCCCUUACUCAGAGCAUUUGACGACUUUCGAAGCAUCUAGUUUUGGUGGAAACUCAGGCCUCUGUGGAGCUCCACUUACAGUAAAAUGUCAAGUUGAUGAUUCGGAUAAAUACAAGAAGAUUGAUAUUGACAGCAGCAAUAGCUCUGCUGACACAAUUAUUCUUUACUUGAGCAUUGCUGUGGGAUUUUUUGCAGGAAUCUCUGUUCCUUACACAGUUAUCGCAAUCAGAAGGUCCUGGUGGGAUGCCUACAUGGAUUCUGUUGAUAAAACUGCUGACAGAUUAUCAUAUUUAGGAUACAAAGUUGCUAGACGUUGCAGGAACAAUUUGAAGCAUAAUUAA
Pistacia vera is the source of this 1365-nucleotide messenger RNA. RefSeq names its product receptor-like protein EIX2. Gene Ontology annotation, molecular function: protein binding. The transcript has 2 exons. The record is from RefSeq and is a predicted model, not a curated record. Lineage: Eukaryota; Viridiplantae; Streptophyta; Magnoliopsida; Sapindales; Anacardiaceae. Bases 1 to 1365 code for a protein of 454 amino acids.